Messenger RNA from Danaus chrysippus (African queen), 630 nucleotides. The record is from the annotation of a GenBank genome assembly. NCBI's taxonomy places the organism in Eukaryota, Metazoa, Arthropoda, Insecta, Lepidoptera, Nymphalidae.
AUGGGUGCAAAUAUGGGCAAGAACUCGAGCCUGCUCGACGCGCUGCCUUCCACGCAGGGAACGCUCCACGUCGUCAUGCUAGGACUGGACUCGGCGGGUAAAACGACUGCACUAUACAGACUCAAGUUCGACCAGUACCUCAACACCGUCCCCACGAUAGGCUUUAACUGCGAAAAAGUGAAAGGCACAAUCGGUAAAUCUAAAGGUGUUAAUUUUCUCGUUUGGGAUGUCGGCGGUCAAGAAAAACUCCGGCCUCUAUGGAAAUCAUACACACGAUGCACGGAUGGCAUAAUAUUUGUUCUCGAUUCAGUUGACGUUGAGAGAAUGGAAGAGGCUAAAAUGGAGUUAAUACGUACAGCAAAGUCACCGGAUAACACAGGGGUGCCUAUAUUGGUGCUGGCUAAUAAACAAGAUUUGCCUGGUGCAAAGGAACCAAGGGAACUAGAAAAGCUAUUGGGAUUGCAUGAACUCGUAUCUUCUCCACAUGGAUCACGAGAUGCUCACUCAUGGCACGUGCAACCGGCCUGCGCUAUCACUGGAGAAGGACUGCAUGAAGGCCUCGAAGCUCUUCAUGAAAUGAUAUUGAAAAGAAGAAAAUUGGCGAAGUUGCAAAAGAAGAGAGUGAGAUAA